This is a messenger RNA of Rhodofomes roseus, 2221 nucleotides long. RefSeq names its product NIF-domain-containing protein. The transcript has 6 exons. NCBI's taxonomy places the organism in Eukaryota, Fungi, Basidiomycota, Agaricomycetes, Polyporales, Fomitopsidaceae. The record is from RefSeq and is a predicted model, not a curated record. The coding region runs from base 172 to 1821 and encodes 549 amino acids. Gene Ontology annotation, cellular component: plasma membrane. Gene Ontology annotation, molecular function: phosphoprotein phosphatase activity.
AAUGGGGGUGGUUGUUGUGCCGAAUUAGAGUAUCGAGCGCGCAGGUGCCAUAUAAGGUGGCGGCCGUUCUCACGCAAACACGAUGCAACGCGCCGACCUAAGGCGGCUCGACGUUGUUCUCCUCCGCUCUCCCUCUCGCAUACCCAACUGCCCUCUGCAGCGCUCCUUCUGAUGGCAACGCCCCCUUCGACGGACGAUCCAGGUUCUACAGGCGCUAAGGGAAAGCAACUGGGAGGAGAGCCAGCCAGUUCGCAGCCUGCAGAGGGAACUCCACCACAAAACACUGUUACGACCCAUGCUCAUGACCAAAACCAGCCCGGGGUGGCCGCCCCCGCGGCCGCUAAUGGCGCCGCUGGAGGCCCAGCAGAACACCCCACCACCGAAGGUGCUACUGGCCCGGGCCAGGCCUCCGCCAUGCUGGCACCACCGCACGCGCCGACGCCCUCCCAGUCCUCUCAGCCGACGACGAGCCGCUCUGGCACGGAUGCUGCCGACGGACAUAAGGAUCCGGAGAAGGAUAAGGGCUCGCUGGAUACCACGCUCAACACACGCACGCACUCCAUCCGGCGCAAGGACGCUAAGUCUGCCUCUGACGGUACACACACGAUGUCCACGACCGCAGAUCAGCCUGACUCCCCGCGCUCGAAGGCGAGGAGGGCGAGGCAGUCGCUCUUCGUCAAGCUCUUCCACGUCCUCGUGCCCUGCGUCGGGCCCUCCCAGCGAACUCGCCUCCAGGACGAGCUCUACCCCUCCACGCAGCAGCCAAAAUCGACCGCCAGCACCUCCGCACUCAAGGAGAAGCAGGCGGCCAAGGAGGCGGAGGAGCUUCCGCCCCCGCCACAAAUUACGGGAGAAGCUACACCGGGUGCUGCCCCCGAGCAGCCUGUGCACCCUCCUCAGCCUGACGUGUUCAGUGCCCAUGAGUCUACCCCGACGCUGCAGCCGCUCACAAUACCAACGCAGUCUGAGCUGCAGGCAGACCCGGAGGUGAUUAUCCCGCCGACGCCGACCAAGUCUCUCUUGCCGCCCGACGAGACAGAAGGGAUGACUUCGGGCGCCGUGCAGCCGCCAGGGUCGACAGGGGAUGAAAGCCCGCACGACCUGGUGCACGCCCAGGGCCGGGAGUCUGGCACCGAGAGCGACGGCUCAACAAGCUUUACGGAAGACGAGGAUUUGGAGGACCAGGGACCGUUGGAUGAUAUUGAGGAUGAGGAGGAGCGACUAAUAAUGAACGGGGGAGCGGGCAUCCCAAUUGGCCCAGAUGGAGUUCCAAGACCGUUGCUGCCUCCCAUACUUCCGAAACAUCAAGGACGCAAAUGUCUCGUUUUGGAUCUGGACGAGACAUUAGUACACAGUAGUUUCAAGUCGAUACAGCAGGCAGACUACGUCGUGCCCGUCGAGAUUGAGUAUCACUGGCACAAUGUGUACGUCAUCAAGCGUCCUGGUGUGGAUAACUUCCUCAAGAAGAUGGGCGAGAUCUACGAAGUUGUUGUCUUCACCGCUAGUCUGAGCAAGUAUGCCGACCCCGUUCUUGACAAAUUGGACAUCCAUCGCGUUGUGACGCACCGACUGUUCCGCGAGAGUUGCUACAACCACCGCGGUAACUAUGUGAAGGAUCUGUCACAGCUCGGUCGCCCAAUUGCUGACACAAUCAUCAUCGACAAUUCUCCCGCGUCGUACAUCUUCCACCCGAACAACGCUGUGCCCGUCUCAUCGUGGUUCAACGACCCGCACGACACCGAGCUGACGGACCUGUGUCCCUUCUUGGCGGACCUCGGGCAGGUGGACGACGUGCGGGGCGUGCUGGACGGUGGUCUAUAGCGAUGGCUGCGUGCGCGGUCUGUAAGUAGCUGAAUGGACUGUGGAUGUGUGUCAUUAUCGCUAUCUGUCCGGGCGGCCCGCCUGUUCUAAUUAUCUGACCAUACGCCAGCACGCUCGCGCCGUGGCGCGUGCUCUACCCCUCUUGAAAUGCUCGCUCGGACUUUCGCUCGCUCCUCGGACUGCCUGCACACUGCACCCACCCCACCCAUUAAUUACUACAGUCAUUGCACUUUUCUAUUGCCUGAUUCUCUCUGCCUCUCAUGAUAUAUACGCACAUUCAAUUCACCGUCGCUCUAUACCCUGCAAGAUGCUAUGUGCUAUGACCGCUUUUUGCUGAAUACAGUUGGCUAUGACCCAUGUGGCUAUUCAACGACGCCCGCUGUUCUGUUCGCGAUCGCGA